Mercenaria mercenaria is the source of this 5428-nucleotide messenger RNA. RefSeq lists its product as uncharacterized. The transcript is spliced from 2 exons. Gene Ontology annotation, biological process: DNA recombination; DNA integration. NCBI's taxonomy places the organism in Eukaryota, Metazoa, Mollusca, Bivalvia, Venerida, Veneridae. The record is from RefSeq and is a predicted model, not a curated record. Gene Ontology annotation, molecular function: DNA binding. Bases 2095 to 3519 code for a protein of 474 amino acids.
CAUCGUGGAUAAGAUAAUUAAGUAGAGCCAAUGAGAAACGAGAUCCCUAGUCACGUGAUGCGAUUAAACCAAUCGCCGUCUUGUAAAUCAUUCUUGUUUUGGAUGCGGAAAGGAUUAGUUCAAUAUAUAUUUGCUCGUAACAAAUACAGUUUUAUCAUGUUUUGAAGACGUUAAUCUUGAAAACUUUAAUGGUAUGAGAUUUUGGAAAUAUUGUUUAUGCUUUGGCAUAUUUAAUUUGUCAGCACAACCACCGUCUCUCGGAAUAAUUUUGUUGGAAUGUUAAUUUCAUAACAAAGGAUGUAGGCUAUCACCAAUAGUGCGAAUAGCCUAGCUGGAACUAGGUCAAACUACAACCUGAAUCGGACUGCUAUUUUUAUCACAGUCACGUGUCAUCGCCCCGGCGUUCAAGAUGGCGGAUCGGGCAUUGAAAGUGCAAUUGUUUGGUCACUCAUUUGUGAAACAUUUGAAGAAUUUUAUCUUGUCGCACGAUGAUUUUCAUCCACAAUUAAAACUUCGAAGAAGUACACUAGUGCAAUACACGAGUUUCAGUGGAGGAAACGUGGAUACACUAAGACAAAAUUUAGUGUAUGUGAAGGACUUUGAUCCGGACAUUGUGAUUUUAAUUAUCGGCACUAAUGACCUUGCUUCGCCAAAGAACAGUCCCGAAUCAGUUAGUUCGGCCAUUAUGGACUUGGUGGAUACGCUGCUAUUUAUUCAAGCAGUACCAUGUGUAAUAGUGUUUCCAAUCUUUUAUAGGUUGGUUAACAAAAUUCCAAUUCGUCAUGUAGUGGACAUUCCCUGGUUCAAUAACAGGGUUUAUGAAACAAAUGCCAUUCUCACUGCAAAGAUAAAUGGUUGUUCUCAUAAACGUGUUCGCUUUUGGGUGCCAAAAGGUUUCUGAUCAGAUGAAGUGCUGACGGAGGUCCUAGCCAGUGACGGGGUUCAUUUGUCAGAGAGGGGUCAACAGAAACUCUACAACAAUAUCCGGGCGGCGGUGGUUGCAGAGCUGAAUGCAGGCAGUCUUGUGUUAUAAGAUGCGUAUUGUUUUAAGUUCAUUUUAUUUUUAAUUUUCGUAAUAUAAAUACAUGAUCGAGUUGCAUUCAUAAGGCAAAGCCUGUGACUACAUUAAAUUUCAUUUUUCUUAUGGAUUUGCAUCUGUUUUCUUUAAUUUUAGUACAAUACUUGAUAUUUACAAGCUUUACGGAAUACAAGUGCAAUGUAUAGAACUGUCAGUUCCAUCUUAAAGUUUAAAUGAAACUUUUGACUCGGCCAUAGGCAUUCAUAUGCAGUUUGGAAAGACACAUAUCCGCCUUUUUAUGUGUAGCCCUUUUUGCUCAUUUCCGCUUGAGCUCGGCAACUAAGCUACACCACAAUUUCCAUGGAUUAAUACUGAUUAUUCUGAGUCUGUUUAUUUUCUACUUGAGAGCGGUUGCUUUUCGGUAGUAUAUCCGACUAUUUGCUUGAGAGUAGUACUUGUGUGUAUACUGCUACUUUUCAGCUUUUAUGUUAUAACUUAUUUUACUGCUUGAGAGCAGACGCUAUUCAGCAGUCAUCUACAUACAUAUGCUUUGUAUAUUAUAGGUUAUUGUGUGUCGGCAAUUGUAAUCUAUUUACUGCUUGAGAGCUAAGACUAAUCAGCAGUCCUUUUUCAGUAUAUAUAUGUUUCAGUACAUAUACAUGUACCGGGUAUAUGACCUACGUAAUAUAUGCUUGACAUAUGACAUAUCAUAUUUUUCAGCAAUAGUGCGUAUUUACUGCUUGAGAACAUGCGUUAUUCGGCAGUGGUUUUAAAACUGAAUGGUUUUCUGUCUUAUGUCUGGGGUCAUUAUACACAUAAUGCCAUUAUUACUUUUACACAAUCAUUUACUUUAUAAUGAAAUUAUUAUUGAUGUACAGCAACGUUCGAUUGGUUAUCUGAUUGAAUUGUUUUGUCUAUAAAUCUAUUCGCACAUUUAUUUACAGACAGAAAUUUCCGUGCUGAUCUGUCGGUGAGUCUGUUAAGACAGUUUAAAUGGCUUAGCAGGGUGAAUUAAAUUUAUUCACUCAUGUUUAUUGUCUAAAGUACAUGGAUAUAUUCAAAUUUCUGUAUUGCAGAUGCGGUCUAAACGCAAAGCUGUUUCUACAGUGUCUUCCUGUCCAUUUUGUCCAUCAGAGAAAAAAGCGCGAAAACACGGGCCAGCAGAAACAGUUAAUUGUCAGGUUCAAAUGCCCGCCGCUGACUUACAAACUGAAACUAGUCGUAAAUCACGAAGAGCACAAAGGCCUUCGGUUGAUACGGGUAAAUUACAAACAGGAAACAGUCAAAAAACCCGUAAAUCCUCUCGCGUGACCGUCCAUCAAAAUCGGAAUGACAUUCAAGUGCAAUCAUCCGUGUCAAAAGUGCACAAAAAUAUGAAAACAAACAAUAAAGGGAAAUCAUCCACACAGAGAAAUUUGGGUGAACUUUUAGAGGAGAAUUCAGAGGACAUUUCCACGGAGGACGAUCUGUCUGACGCCUCUAGCAGUUAUUCGAACAUUCCAGUGUCUUCAGAUGAGGAGGAAGGGUUGCCAUUUGGGGAGGCUAUACAGAGCCACAUAAAUGACAUUGUACCAGGAGAUCAACAGAUUCAAGGCCCUCUCAUCAGGUAUGGAUGUCAUGCCGACGGCAGUCCCGGAUCAUCUAUUAGACAUUUGAACCAGUCUGUUUUUAGGCUGCUGGAGGGCUCGCUGGCACCAGCUACAGCAAUUAGUUAUAGAAACGCUUUUAAGCGAUAUACACGCUUUCACACCACGUAUUAUCCAUCUGAUAACUUACUACCUAUUUCAACAGCAAAAAUCUGUCAAUUUAUUGCUUAUUGCCAUGACAGUGGUCUUAAAGGUUCCUCUAUUACUUCCUUGAUCUCAGCAUUAGCAUAUAUUCACAAUAUUUCGGGUUGGAAAGACCCGUCUAAAGCUUUCGUUGUUAAAAAGAUCUUGUUCGGUCUGAGAAAGUUACAUAGUGCUGACAAUAGGUUACCAAUUUCCUAUGAUCUGUUAGUUAAAAUAGUUAAAGUUCUGCCUCAAGUUAUCCACGACACUAAAUUACGCCUCUUAUGUCAGACAAUGUGGGUUUUAGCUUUCUUCGCUCUGUUAAGGAUAGGGGAACUUACGGUUACACCCUCUGGGGCCCAGAAUACAAUCCUAUUAAAGAAUGUUAGGUUUCAGUAUAAAGAUCGAAAACCUGUAGGGGCAUCACUGCUCUUGGUCAAUUUCAAACACUCACACGGGAUGUCUGCUACAGUCUUUAUCACAAGAAACAACAACAAGGCCACAUGUCCGGCGAGAUUAUUGCAUAAAUAUAUCCGCAACUGUCAUCAUAAAAGUGGUCCUUUGUUUUGUGUCCCUUGCGGUCGUCCAGUAACAGACAAAUUUUUUAGGUCUGUCUGGAGAGAUUGUAUUCAAAAAUGUAACCUUAAUACAGUGUUAUACACGCCGCAUUGUUUGAGGAUUGGGAGUGCAACACAUGCAUAUGAGCGCAAUAUGUCAGAUUCUAGGAUAUGAUUGUUGGGAAGAUGGAAAUCAAACGCGUUUAAGAAAUACAUCCGUCCUGUUAAUUACAUAAAAUAGAUAGCAGCUUUAAGUAGUUUAUGAUUCGUGAGGGGCCUAGUAUUUAGACGUGGUACUACCACUGCAGUUGUCUUUGGACACCAUUUGUUUUUUGUAUAUUUUUGUUUUGUUAUACAGAUGAUGUUUAUAUUCAUGCACAUUUGCCCUUGCAAGGUAUCAAAUAUUGUCUGGUAAAGCCAGCUCUGGAGUUUCACGUUCACAGUAUUUGUCUCUGAUACAAUUUUGCAAAAUCACUUGGUUCGACACUUCUUGUCUGGUUGAGCCAGCAAUUAGUAAUUUUUUAUAUUGCAUGAGUCUUGUGUUGCAUUGCAAUGCACAUUUCAAAUCUUCAUAGCUGCUAAGAUUUUAUUUUUUCUUCUUUCGCAGCCUUUUGUAUAAUUGUGUUGUACAUAUUUUCAUUAUUUUCAUUAUGAAAAGCGUAUUUGACCAUACCGAUGAGAUCAUUGUCUGGUAGAGCCAGCUGGAACUCAUAGGGAGCUUCAUGUUUAUAAACAUUGUUCCUCAUACAAUGGUAAUAUAUUUCAUUACAUUUCUUGUCUGGUAGAGCUAGCAAGUUGAUGGAUGAUGGAUUGCAUGAUUUAGCGUUAUUCUUUCACACAUGAUACAUUCAUUUUUUCGCAGUGAAAUAGAUGAAGAUUAUCAUAAUAAUUAUAAUAUCUGCUAUAUCAGAUAUUUUAAGGGUUUGCCAUUUGUGUUGGCAUUAUCUAAUUGUACAUAUCGAUAUUAUGAAAAUGCUCAGCUUAAGUUUCGGUCUGGUAGAGCCAGCCGGAACUAGUGAUAUACGUCGUGCUUUUUUCAACCAAGUUUACUGUGUUAUAGUUAGUGUUCCACCUCUUGUCUGGUCGAGCCAGCAAGUGGUUGGGUUUUAUAUAACAUGACUUUGAAUAUGUAUAUACUUUACUCAAUAUAGUUAUGUGUUCUAGUACAGCUAGUCAGAUGUUAAGACAUUGUUUGUCGAGUAUACGCAAAGUGCCAAAUUAUAAGUCUAUCCGAGCCAGCAAGAGAUUUUGGUAUAGUCUUUUUUAUGGUUAUUAAUAUACAUUCAACUCUAUGGUGCUGUCGGCAUCUUGAAUGCCUUUUGAUAAUUGUUACCUUUUAUAGAUUUCCCCGUACGGCUAGCUUGUGUAUCAUCCAGGGCGCUGUGUGGCGGUUUCUUAUCGCCUGGAUAUAGAUAACUCAUACUUUUUCCUACACUUUAAUGUAAUUUUGUUUUCCGGUAUUUUGUAAAUAAAUAUCCUAUAUUCAAUUCAUACAGUAGUUGAGUUUUCUAUACGAAGUGUUACACAAGCUUUCCUUUGGGGAAACAAUGAGACAUAAAUAAAUUUUAUAUAAACUUAUAUAAAAGGAUUUAGGUAUUUGUUUACCAUUUGUAUUUUCUAUUAAAGUUCUUUGUUUUAAGAUUCAAUUAAGUUUAUGACGCAUACAAUAGAAGGUAGCAUCGUGGAUAAGAUAAUUAAGUAGAGCCAAUGAGAAACGAGAUCCCUAGUCACGUGAUGCGAUUAAACCAAUCGCCGUCUUGUAAAUCAUUCUUGUUUUGGAUGCGGAAAGGAUUAGUUCAAUAUAUAUUUGCUCGUAACAACCUCCAUCUUUCCCUACCUCCUCCGUAUUUUAGGUUGGUAGACGUUCAAUUUUAUUGUCGGUUUUUCUUUGGCUCUAGUUUCUUGUCGCUUGUAUUAUACAAACAUGUCUGUGUAUAUAUGUAUUUUUAGCGUUAGUUAGCUUCUAAUUGUUUUGUCGGCGGUUUCUUAUCGCCUGGAUAUAGAUAAAACUCAUACUUUUUCCUACACUUUAAUGUAAUUUUGUUUUCCGGUAUUUUGUAAAUAAAUACCCUAUAUUCAAUUCA